AUGACCCAACAGCCGUAUCAUGACCGGUAUCUCGCCCUUCUCCAUAUCCAAUUGUACUGCCUCCCUAUCGGGGUCAGAAUGCAGAUGCGCACCGGCGAGGGCCAAUGGUAUUGGCGAACUGAGGAAGACUGGCCCGUUCCUGGAACAGAAUACGUUAAAUUCCACCUUGCGGUUGAUGGGAGAGUCAGUUUCAUCUCGGAUGCAUUCGAGGAGGAUGUGGAGCUCGCUGGUCACUUUUCAACUACGCUGAAUAUAUUAUCCACUUCACACGAUGCCGACGUGGUUAUUCUGCUGUGGGCCGUGGAUGAAUCGGGAAAUGUCGUGAGAUUCUGCGUUGACCCACGGGCUCAACCUCUUGCCAAUGGGUUCUUACGGGCCAGUCAUCGAAGUUUGGAUCCCUCCAAAUCCCCUCCCUACCGGCCAUGGCACACUCAUAAAGAAGCUGGUUAUACGCCGUUGAUCCCAGGUGAGGCUGUUGAGAUUUGUGUGGAGAUUUCACCUGCAACGUCUUGCAUUCGUCGUGGAUGGAAGCUCAGACUGGAAAUCACACCUUCCGAAGUUCAGCCAAACAUCCCAGGAUAUGAGCUUCGGAAGCUUCGAUCGUGGGGCAAGGAGUCCCACGACGGUGCAACGAACACUGUACAUGUUGGUGGUGACUACGAUUCAUUUAUUUCAAUUCUCGUGAUUCCAAAGAAGUAUCCUCAAGACAACCCCCUUCGCUCUUAG
Messenger RNA from Penicillium concentricum, 726 nucleotides. Its product is annotated as Alpha/Beta hydrolase protein. The record is from RefSeq and is a predicted model, not a curated record. Lineage: Eukaryota; Fungi; Ascomycota; Eurotiomycetes; Eurotiales; Aspergillaceae. The coding region runs from base 1 to 726 and encodes 241 amino acids. Gene Ontology annotation, molecular function: dipeptidyl-peptidase activity. The transcript has 2 exons.